Messenger RNA from Aspergillus novofumigatus IBT 16806, 1627 nucleotides. RefSeq names its product putative ethanolamine kinase. NCBI's taxonomy places the organism in Eukaryota, Fungi, Ascomycota, Eurotiomycetes, Eurotiales, Aspergillaceae. Bases 276 to 1307 code for a protein of 343 amino acids. The record is from RefSeq and is a predicted model, not a curated record. Gene Ontology annotation, molecular function: ethanolamine kinase activity; choline kinase activity. The transcript is spliced from 4 exons. Gene Ontology annotation, cellular component: cytoplasm. Gene Ontology annotation, biological process: phosphatidylcholine biosynthetic process; phosphatidylethanolamine biosynthetic process.
UCAGAUUCAUCCCUCUCUCAUACAACCAUGCCGAUUCCCAGGCUUCAGCGCUCAGGCUUGUUCUGACGCUGAACCCGCAGUGGGAGGGCCCGGACAACAAGAUCGAGUUCGUGCGCUUCACGGACGGCAUCACGAAUACUGUGUGUUUCUUCUAGUGGAUCGUAAUCAAGCGGGCGCAGAGCUGUGAACUAAUCUCGACUCUUUUCUAGCUUCUCAAAAUCAUUAAUCGGAAACCUGGCUGGACCGAGGAACGAAUAGACAACGAAGCAGUACUGAUGAGAGCGUACGGUAACCACACAGAGAUCCUCAUAGACCGCGAAAGAGAAACCACAUCCCAUGCGCUUCUGGCCAGCCGUGGCCUGGCUCCUCCUCUUCUGGCUCGCUUCCAGAAUGGGCUUCUCUACCGGUUCAUUCGUGGCCGUUCAGCAACCCAUUUGGACCUGGUCAAGCCUCCGCUCUGGCGCGGCGUUGCCCGAAGGCUCGGACAAUGGCAUGCGGUGCUGCCUACCGGUGGACAUAGCGCGUCUAGUUCAUCUGCCAAAGAGCUCCCCUUAUCCCACCAAGUAGAUGUCGACGAUCAACACCAACACAAGCAAGAAGAUGAUUUGGAUCCCAUCAAGCCCCGAGUACCGGGUCCCAACAUGUGGACUGUUCUGCAGAAAUGGAUCCUUGCUCUUCCCACCACGACAGAAGAGCAGCGUGCCCGGAGAUGUGACUUGCAGAAGGAGCUGGAACGUGUGGUGCGUGAGCUGGAUGAUGGACGGGGUCUUGGUGACGACGGACUGGUCUUUGCCCACUGUGACCUUCUCUGUGCCAACGUGAUCGUCCUACCGUCGCAGUGUCCCGCCACUGCCGCAACCUCAGACAAAGAAGCGUUAAACGUGCAGUUCAUCGAUUAUGAAUACGCGACCCCAUCUCCAGCCGCCUUCGACAUUGCCAACCACUUUGCCGAAUGGGGCGGAUACGAUUGCGACUACAGCAUGAUGCCGACGCGGUCCGUCCGCCGACAAUUCCUGACCGAGUAUGUCAGAAGCUACGGCCAAUUCCGGGGUAUUCCCGAAUGUGCCCAGCAGGAGAUUGUCGACCGAUUAUAUGAGGAUGUCGAUCGAUUCCGUGGUAUUCCCGGAUUAUACUGGGGCGUGUGGGCACUCAUCCAAGCGCAGAUCUCACAGAUCGACUUUGACUAUGCUUCGUACGCAGAGCUCCGACUGGGAGAAUACUAUGCCUGGCGACGAGAAGUGGAUGGCUCUCGGGCUCAGGCGGGCGAAGAGAUGCCCCUCCGAGAACGUCGGUGGGCAGAGUCUUAGUCCGCGUUACCCAGUCCUGUCUUGUAUAUAAGCAACUUACUUCGCAUAGAGCAAGAGCAUAGCAUAGCAUAUGCAUAUGGCCUGCUUUUGCUUCUUACAAGGGUUUCAACAAUAUCCUUGAGGUUGGCGGUUCAGCGUUAAGCAUGAUGACAGCGCUUGUCUUCAACGACGCAUGUGUCUGCGUCUACUGGUGUUAAUACAAAAGCAUAUCAGAUAUCCUCUCGUUGUAUUCAUUCUGUGAUACUAUUUCAGCUUGUGACGAGAUGUUUCUUUCUUUCGAGGGUCACCCCAUGAAUAGUAAUAUAUUUCAUCCUAAAACA